Mus pahari (shrew mouse) is the source of this 2039-nucleotide messenger RNA. RefSeq lists its product as uncharacterized. The coding region runs from base 58 to 1275 and encodes 405 amino acids. NCBI's taxonomy places the organism in Eukaryota, Metazoa, Chordata, Mammalia, Rodentia, Muridae. The transcript has a single exon. The record is from RefSeq and is a predicted model, not a curated record.
GCUUCCAGAACCCCUAGGAGUCUGAGUGAUGUGUCUAAUACAGGGAAAACCAGGCAGAUGUCCCCUGUGGCCACCUUCACAGUGUUCCCACCCCAGAGUCCAUCUACCAGUGAUUUGAGUCUGUCACUGUCUGUUCCUUUGGGCACAUCCUCCUCUGAUGGGGCAGGUCUCAGUAAAAUGAACAUGCCUGCUGAGGCCUCAGCUGGCUGCCAGGAGGAACCCCAGAAUCCUGAUAGGAGCCCGUCCACGGAGAGGAAGCCCCUACAGGCCUCACCUGGUCCUAAGGCUGCUACUGCCCUGCAGGUUUCUUCGGAGGUUAGAGCUCCCUGUGUCACAGAGGUAGCCAGUCCCUCGUGUGCAGGCGGCUUCUUGACUGAAAUAUUGUCUCCUGUGGACGAGGAGCUGUCUUAUGGCAGUGGGGACCUUACAUCCUCCAUCCACAGGGUCACCCACCUCCUUCCACCUCCUCCCCCUCCCCAAGCAAAGAGUGAUAUCAACGAGCCCAACCUCACCUCAGCAGACUUCCCUACCCCGCCUGAGGAGGCCAUGUUUUCAGGUGACUCACUGGACACCCUAGGAGAGGACACAUCCAUUACUGCUGAGGACAUGUCCUUCUUAUCUGAGGAGGCUCUGGGGGAAGCCCUUUCCCUGGGGCCUCAGGAAUCAGGGCACUGGCUGGGAGCACCCGGGCAAGAUGGAAGCCUGGAUGACUCAAAUUCAACAUCUCCCUUGAGUAAUUGGGUAGUCAGUGCCCCUGGGAGGUCCCCAAGACUGUCAGCUCAGGCCCUGAGUUCAUCCCCAGUGGCUUGUGUGGCCAGAGAAGGUCUUCAGGUCUCAGACAGUCAAGGUGGACCCUGGGAAGGGGUACAGUGUUUUGAGAGCACAGAGCACCAGCAAGGGAUAGAACACAUCUUAGACAGAAGGGCAGCCACAUCUUUAUCCUCCUGUUCUGCACCUUCUGAAAGCUCACCCCCAGACCCAGUGCCCUUGAUGCCCAGUGACCAGGCUGAGUCCCUCAAGCUCACUAGUGAGGAGGAGAAGGCAGGCCAGAGCUGCUGGACAGAGGACCAGCCCGGGCUCCAGGAUCUGUUGGGCACACAGCAGCUCCCUAGGAGAGACUGGGCUUUUGACCCUGUCUCUGAAGGUGCCUGUGCUGAUCUUCUAGGGACAGGAGAUGCUGGGCCGGUAGAUGUAGUGUCCACCCAGCUCAGCAGGAAGAUUUUGUGUGAUUCUCUCGCUGCAGUGUCAGGGCUGGUCCCUGAAGACAGUCCCUAGAUGUGUGCUCUGAAAGAUGAUAGAAACUCAUAGACAUCUGACAUGCCACUGUGUGUGUCAGUGUCUGUCUGUCUGUCUCUGCCUGCCUACCUACCUGUUUGUCUUCUUUCUGUCUGUCUGAUUUGAGGGACCUGGGCUUCCCAUUGUGGACUGUCACGUCUCAGCUGGCUGGCAGAAUGGUCAUCUGAAACAGUCAAUAGUCUUGAGUUCUCACCAUGCCAAUCAUGGGCACCAUGCCAAUCACGGGCUGGCUCUGUCUGAAUUUCCCCUGGCAGAGUAAUUCCCUGAUUUUCCCACAACUUCUGUCGGGCUCUUAAAGGGCUCAAACCUCAGUGCUGGAGGCAUGCCUCAAAGGCUGUGUAGGAUGGUGUCCAGUGACUGACCAAGGAAAGCCCGGGAGGCUGGAGGCUCCAGCCACUACGAGAUAGUGUGGUGAUCAGAGAGGCCAAGGGGCGAAAGUGGCUUCAGAGGCCUCUAAGGGAAAGGUGAUUAGGCUGCCGAGAGGAGCUGUCCUGGGCUUUGCCUCAGCCUGCAAAUGCCCAGUGUUCACUGUAUAUGUGUGUGUACGCGUGUGUGCACACGUGCGUGCCAUGGUCCCUGUGUGGAGGUUAGAGGACAGCUUUUGGGAGCUGGUUCUUCUGCAGUGGUUAGGCAUCAAGCAUGACAAGCGCUUUCACCUGCUGAACUCUAUGUAUCCAGGGUUUGGGUUUGGUUUUGUUUUUUGGAUUUUAUUUGUUUGUUUGGUUGGUUUGGUUUAAUUGUUA